UAAGCUUCGGGGUUUUAAGGUUGUUUGCCCUUCUGCUCAUAUUUAUAACAGCAGAACGUCAUAAGACACAUUCAUAGAACCAAGGAACAGAAUCCUUUGUGAGAUUCUUGGGAGAGAAGGGCAGAGCAGAGAGGAGAUGCUGGAAGGCAAAGCUAUGAUAAAAGAGACAGACAUGUCAGAGAAGAUGCAAAGCCAAGCCAUGGCUUCUGCUUCUCAAGCUCUUGAUCUCUAUGAUGUUUCCGACUGCAUCUCAAUUGCCGCCCACAUCAAGAAGGAAUUUGACAAGGAAUACGGGAGUGGAUGGCAAUGUGUGGUAGGCUCAAACUUUGGAUGCUUCUUCACUCAUACUAAAGGGACUUUUGUUUAUUUUGCUCUGGGGACCCUCAAUUUCCUUAUCUUCAAGGGAGCAUCUUCAUAAAGUACUAGUGCGACGAUAAGAAGAGUCUGAGAGGAGGCCAAAGGGCAGACAGCCAGGCCUGCCAUACCAAAACCAGCUUUAUUGCCCAUCAAGGAUUCAGGGUACAAGCAGAAAUGUGCAGCGGUAAGAUACUGCUACCAAAAGUUCUGCUCAAUGGUAGACUAGUAGUUAUAAAGUCAUUGUCUUUCAUAUUCUGAAUGGAUAGAGAGGCAGGGUACUCCAAAUUUGCCUGUUUUGCAAAUUUAUCAGAAGUAGGGUAAGGAAUUCUUCAUUUUCUGCUGCAUGUGAUAAAAAGAAAUACCCUAUGAAAUUAGAAUAAUGUAAUUAUUGUUAUUAAGAAACCCGCUGUUUGUUUUAUGAUGGUUGUCUCUGUCAAUGGGCAAGCUGCUUCCCAUAGACUUUUUGGCAGUUGGCAGAAAUGAAGCCCAAGAAAUGAUGAAUAAAGAUGUAUGAUUGAGGCUUGAGUAGCUGUCAUUGCCAAAAGGGAUCGAGUCAGUCAAGCAUGGAAUAAGACAAUGUUUGCUGCCGUGCCCUGUUGAAAUUUAAGCUUGAAAUAUGGAGGUAUAGUAAUGGUUGAUUGAGUGAAUAUUUGUCCAAAUGAGUAAAUGGGCAAAUUUCUUUGGUUUGGGUCAAAUUUAAGUUUCUUA
Messenger RNA from Theobroma umbraticum, 1065 nucleotides. RefSeq names its product dynein light chain 1, cytoplasmic-like. Gene Ontology annotation, molecular function: dynein intermediate chain binding. Gene Ontology annotation, cellular component: cytoplasmic dynein complex. NCBI's taxonomy places the organism in Eukaryota, Viridiplantae, Streptophyta, Magnoliopsida, Malvales, Malvaceae. Gene Ontology annotation, biological process: microtubule-based process. The record is from RefSeq and is a predicted model, not a curated record.